AUGGCAGACCAUUCCCUUGCCCACAUGGAAACAGAGCUCCAUGGUUUCAACGAUACCAACACGUACAAGCUAACACAAAACAAACACAGGAAAAGACGUGACGACAAGACGAAACAAUCAAAUGAACAGAAAAAGACAAAACCAGACACAGACGAAUACACUGAACAAGCACAAAAACAAACCCAAGAUCCCAAAGAAAAUCUCAACACACAAACUACGAACAAUACCACUAACACACAAAAACCAGAACAACAUCAAAACACAAAAUUUACAAUCAAACCACAGCAAAACAACACGAACAAAGAGUUCAAAAUCAAAAACAACACAUACAACGUAGUGUUCAUCGAGCCGAUAUCGAUCAAAGAAGGAGAAACGCUUCUCGAGCCAAUGGAAGUGGGAAAAUUCCUGUACGAAGUAAAGCUGGAUCAGUUCGCGGAACUCAAAAGAGCAGGACAGUACCGUUACAAGUUGACGUACAAAAAACCACAAGACACCGAAAAAAUACUGAACUCAGCUCCGCUACUCAAGGAAAACAAUUACAGAGCAUUCAUCCCGAAAAUGCUGACCGAGACAACUGGAGUCAUCAAAGAUGUGCCAACCUCGCUAACGGAACAUGAAAUCUACGAAAAAAUAAUCAGCAGCAAGAAAGUGAUCAAAGUCGAUCGAAUCAAACGAAAAAAAGGAGAUUCAUUAGUAAACACACGAUCAGUUAAAAUUACCGUGGAAGGCUCAGAGCUGCCGAGAGUAAUACAACUUUACGGAGUACUAAGAAAGCCAGAACUGUACAUUUAUCCAGUCAGAAUCUGCAACAAAUGUUGGAGAUUCGGACAUAAGGCAGCGGCAUGCAAAGGCAAACUAACAUGUCAAAGAUGCGGGAAAAUGAUUACGGACGAACACUCAGGCUGCGACGCGACCACACCGGCCAAAUGCAAAAAUUGCGGGAGGAACCACCUGCCUACGGACGCUGCGAUGACAAUUAACAAAAUGACAUUCUCAGAAGCUGAGGAAAUGUACCCAAGAACAAGCAACCAAUAUGCCAUCCUGGAGUCUAUGGGUGAAUUCCCUGGGCUGGAACACCACAAUAGACCAGUGACAGGUUUCCGACAGGUAGAAAGAGCGAGCAAGAAGAACGACUACAGCUAG
Messenger RNA from Armigeres subalbatus, 1143 nucleotides. RefSeq lists its product as uncharacterized. The transcript has a single exon. Bases 1 to 1143 code for a protein of 380 amino acids. The record is from RefSeq and is a predicted model, not a curated record. Lineage: Eukaryota; Metazoa; Arthropoda; Insecta; Diptera; Culicidae.